AUGGGGGUGAGUCCAUCGGUGUUGCAAGCGGCAGAGCUGACGUACGCGUCUUAUAGAGCGGAUCUUUCGGUCGCUGAAGUUGUCUAUGCUGAGGAAGUAGCGUUGGCAUUGGCGAUGUACCAAUACGAGGCUCAAGAGGAAGUGAGACGGAUCGCGCGGAGCUACGCCUCGUUGAGCGAUUAUGACACGCAGGAGAUAUGCCGGGUUGCGGGCUUCGGGAGUACCGGUGAAUUCGCUGUAGGUCGUUUUGUGUGGAAGGAGUGGCAAAUCUUGCCAAUGCUGCAUGAGCCUGCGCAGAAGGUCAACACACCGCUCCACUACAGAGUACGACUGCUGUUGUCUGAGUUGACAAGAGAUUGGAGUGCUGAGGGUGAGGAGGAGAGGGAGCAAAGUUAUGCCCCCUUGGUUAAGGAACUACCUAGUGAGCGGUGCAGCGUUUUGGUACCGGGAUGUGGUACUGGUAGAUUAGUGUACGAUGUGGCUGUACUCGGUCACGAUGUAGAAGCGAAUGAUUUCGACGUCAUGAAGCUCGCGGCUGCUAAUGCUGUGAUCAGCGGGUAUGGUUGGUCUGGUCCGAUAGUGAUUGAGCCAUAUUGUUUGGAUACUUGCAACAGGAUGAAGAGAGACGACCACAUUAGAACGGUCACUCUGCCGGAUUGUGAGAUCGACAAGAAUGCUCUCAGUCGAGUAAGCGUCAAUGGUUUCGAGUUCACAGAGGUAGUAGGAUGGGGAGAGAUAGUUGGUAAGCAAUGGGAAAUAGUGGAUCAGGCAUAUGGCUCGGCAGAGAAGCAUGAGGCCUUUGAUAUUGUUCUGACGGCAGCCUUCGUGGACACUGCACCGAACGUGUUUGCGUACAUCAAGACCAUCGCGAAUGUGUUGAAGCCUGGUGGGAGGUGGGUUAACACGGGUCCAUUGGGAUGGCUGUACGAUGGAGACCGGUUCAAUGCGGGUCGCGAUGGUGUGGGUAAUUGGCCUCAGAAUUCUGGAGUGUAUGAAUCGUUGUUGUUGAACGAUUAUGAUAACUUAAAUCACGACGUCGUAUCGGGCGCACAUGCUGGUCAGGAAAAAGCGAUGGAACUCAACUUGGAGACGGCUCUCGCUGAUGGCCCUGGUGUAAAUGUCUACUGCGGUGCUGUUGGAGUGAGUCCGUUGCGUCCUGAGGAGGCAGGGGACAGAUAUUGGGGUAGCCCCGGAUGGAAGCCCAAUGGUCUUUAUUCUCAAGUUCCGGACACGCCCUUGUCGUCGAGGCCAUACGAUGCUAAUAGGAUGAGCUCGGCCUCGGCGGGGACGGCGGCUCCGUUGGUGUCGUCUUCGGAGUCCCUCCUUCCCGGCUCACCACCGGGUUGGACGGUACCGGACUUCAUGAGGGAGGACCACGUUGAGGGUAGCGCUAGUAGGAUGGAGAUGAUGGUGAGGAGCUCGGGAGAGGGCGAGGUCGGCUGGGAGGGGCCUUCGAGGUCGGGGAUGAACUCGGCUGUGGAAGCUCUGAUGCAGCAGGCGGCCCUGUCACUGGCAACCACUGGGGGGAAUGCUGUCACCGCUGCUACUGCUGCUAUGCCUGGUGGAGGCCCUUCCCAUCAGCAGACCAUGUUGGCUCUACUACUCAGUUCGACGGCUAUGCGGUUGGUGGCGAACGCAUCGAUCAAUUCGUCGGGUGCUGCCCAUCAGGUUCUGUCCGGUCCUUCCCCACCGCCGCCGCCGCCGCCCCCGUUGUAUCCGCCACCUGGACUGGCGGCUUCCACGGCUGUUCAAGGUGGCAAGAUUGGUGAUGAUGUGAUGAGGGAAAGGGCAGUGGAGGCGUGGAGGGAAGCAUCGUCGAAGGAAGAGGAAGAAGAGGAGGCUAACAUUUGGGGUGGGUCUGAUCGUGAGGAAAUGUCGAUUACCUGGCAAUGGAGUUGA
This is a messenger RNA of Perkinsus marinus ATCC 50983, 1899 nucleotides long. RefSeq lists its product as hypothetical. The transcript is spliced from 17 exons. Gene Ontology annotation, molecular function: S-adenosylmethionine-dependent methyltransferase activity. The record is from RefSeq and is a predicted model, not a curated record. Bases 1 to 1899 code for a protein of 632 amino acids. Lineage: Eukaryota; Perkinsozoa; Perkinsida; Perkinsidae.